Messenger RNA from Patiria miniata (bat star), 856 nucleotides. It is a transcript of the gene mcee, whose product is annotated as methylmalonyl-CoA epimerase, mitochondrial-like. Gene Ontology annotation, biological process: L-methylmalonyl-CoA metabolic process. Gene Ontology annotation, molecular function: methylmalonyl-CoA epimerase activity. NCBI's taxonomy places the organism in Eukaryota, Metazoa, Echinodermata, Asteroidea, Valvatida, Asterinidae. The record is from RefSeq and is a predicted model, not a curated record. Gene Ontology annotation, cellular component: mitochondrion. The transcript is spliced from 5 exons. Bases 12 to 503 code for a protein of 163 amino acids.
AACAAUCCAACAUGGCGGCCUGGGUAAGACUUUGUGUGCAUCAGGUUCUGCGAAGUUCGACUGCGUGCCUGUCAAGACGUCAUUAUUCAGACAGUGUAUGGAGCCUUGGAAGACUGAACCAUGUGGCCAUAGCUGUACCAAAUCUUGGUGAUGCUGUCAGGGUAUACAAAGAUGUUUUUCAAGCCAAAGUCAGUGAGCCACAAGCCCUUCCUGAGCAUGGUGUGACUGUAGUCUUCGUGGAGCUGGAGAAUGCUAAACUAGAACUACUACAUCCCCUAGGUGAGAAUAGCCCCAUUGAAGGCUACUUGAAGAAGAAGCCAGGGGGUGGUAUGCACCACUUAUGUCUGGAGGUUGACAAUAUCACGGAAGCCAUGAAGACCUUACAGGAAAAGAAGGUGAAGGUGUUGGACCCUGAGCCUAAGAUUGGCGCCCACGGCAAACAAGUGGUGUUCUUGCAUCCAAAAGACUGCGGCGGUGUUCUUGUGGAACUAGAAGAGGCAUGAUGCACACAUGACACUUAACAGCAGAUGUUGAAAACUGUGGAGUAUUGGUAGUAUUGGUGGUGCUACCGGCACCUUCAGGCCAAAACAGCCUCAGAGUGAAAUACCUAAUGGUCCAAAGGGAAUUACCCUAGUGAGGUUUAACAAAGUAAUAGCAGAGCUUUGCUGCACUGACUUGGUAUCAGUACUUGGCAAAGCUUUGCUGUAAUGUACCAAGAAGAUCUUGGAGCCCACAGUCAUGAUAUAGUAAUAACUGUUGUCACAAUGAACAGUGAAUUCUGCUUUUAGGCCAAAAAAAAAAGUCUCCGGUUUCUGGUAUGCGCGCGCGUCGCCGUAGUCAUGCGCGUCGGCAAAAU